Messenger RNA from Microstroma glucosiphilum, 515 nucleotides. RefSeq lists its product as hypothetical. The record is from RefSeq and is a predicted model, not a curated record. The transcript has a single exon. Lineage: Eukaryota; Fungi; Basidiomycota; Exobasidiomycetes; Microstromatales; Microstromataceae. The coding region runs from base 127 to 408 and encodes 93 amino acids.
GGAUAACAAGGCAAGAUGGAUGUGUGAGGUGUUCGGCUAGAGUAAAGUGCCGAGGUACACCUGAAGCAGAUUGAGGGUCAUCGCUCACAGAGAGCGAGAGCUGUGAGGGAGAUCGAGGAAGAGAGGAUGACGAGCCCGAAAGUCCGGGCCAGGAUCGUCGCUGUGCCUGUAUCGGCUAACCCUAGCCAAGCCAACGCCGAGCAAUUGGCUUCCCUCCCCCUCACCGCCGUCUUCCCCGCGCCUUGGACUUCCGACGAGCCGAUUCCAUUGCCAAGAAUACGGGCUGAGCACCGGAGGUUUAAUGUUCGGCAGUCGGCAGUCGCAAGGCGCAGAUCAGACGCGAUGUACUUUUGGACUGUAGCGAACUAUACUCAAAGCGAGCGUCAUAUUCAGAGACUGUAUCAGUAGGCGAGCGGAUUUGAGACUGCAAUAGCACGAAGACAUGAUGGCGGUUGCAACAGUAUGAGUAGGCAUCGCGGGAACUGCAGCGCCCAUUGAGGCUGCAGCGGACCUGC